Messenger RNA from Homarus americanus (American lobster), 8868 nucleotides. RefSeq lists its product as uncharacterized. Gene Ontology annotation, molecular function: phosphopantothenate--cysteine ligase activity. Gene Ontology annotation, biological process: coenzyme A biosynthetic process. Gene Ontology annotation, cellular component: cytoplasm; nucleus. Lineage: Eukaryota; Metazoa; Arthropoda; Malacostraca; Decapoda; Nephropidae. The record is from RefSeq and is a predicted model, not a curated record. Bases 85 to 1038 code for a protein of 317 amino acids. The transcript has 6 exons.
AUAUUAUUUGCCGGCAAUGAACCGGGUUAGGGUGUUGACCGUCUCACGAUUAUCUGCAGAACAUUUCCCUUAAUAUCCAGAGAUAUGGAUGAGUGGGAGCAGUAUUUUGCUGAGAACCCAGCACCCCGGGGCUAUGAUGUAAGCUGUGCUCAGCUAGAAGCCUUCUGUCAGCUGCAUGUCAACAGAAACCCUAUUGCCCUUGUAACUUCUGGGGGCACAACUGUUCCCUUUGAGAGGAACACUGUCAGGUAUGUUGACAACUUUAGUGCUGGGACUCGGGGAGCAGCGUCUACCGAGUACUUUUUAGCCCAUGGCUAUGCCGUUAUCUUCCUUCACCGUGAGAAGUCAGUUACUCCAUUCCUUCGUCACCUUGACCCCCGAUUUCUCUUAGAUGCUCUUCAAGAAGUGCCCGGAGGUCUGCUUCAGUUGUCAUCAGUACACUCAUCGCAGAAAGCACCGUGUAGAGCGAACCCAUUACAACAUGGAGAGGUUCACCCAAUCUGGCAAGAUUAUCAGCGUGUAAAAUCAGAAAGCCGCCUCCUCUGGCUGACUUUCCAGACACUUUCUGACUAUCUAUGGCUUCUGCGUGCAGCCACUCAGUGUCUGCAGCAGCGAGCACCAAAGGCCCUUCUGUAUCUUGCUGCGGCUGUGUCAGACUUCUACAUUCCACAGGAUAAAAUGGCUGAGCACAAAAUCCAGUCUGGGGCGGGUCCACUUACAGUUACUCUUCAUCUAGUCCCUAAGAUGUUAAGUCCUCUGGUGUCAGUGUGGGGCCCAGAACUGUUUGUUGUUUCUUUCAAAUUAGAAACAGAUGAAAAAAAGCUAAUUGAAAAAGCAACAGGGUCACUUAGAAAAUACAAACAUGAUCUGGUCAUCGGGAAUCUCCUGCAGACCCGUCGGGAAGAAGUGACAUUUGUGACGGAAAAAGAGAGUAGUCUUCUGAGGUUGAUGGAGCACCAGAAAGCAGAAAAAACUGAGAUAGAAAAAUUAAUUGUAGAGGAAGUGGUUACCAGGCAUAGAAACUUUAUUAAAUAUUAAGCCUUGUCAGCAGUCAUGGCCAGUCAUGAUGAGGACUCUUAAUCAUAAGUAUCUAUUUAAAUGAAAAAAAAAUUUUGGAAGACAAAAUGCAUAUCAGAAUUUUAGGUGAAACAAGAAAAUUUACAGAAUUUAAGUUGGUAAUAGAUAUUGUAAUUGAUUCUAGUGAUACAUCCAAUUUAUGUAACUCAAGCUUAAGAAAAAAUUCUAAAAUUAUAGAAACAUUAGCAACAGAACUAUAAUGUAUUUACUCAGCUAAAUUAAGGUGAGUAUUUGACUAAAAGUGAUCAUAAUAGAUAUAUAGUUUCAAAACAUUUUGAGAAUAAAAAUAACAUUGAUUUGUGAUAAGCAGAAGUAAAAAUCUUAGAUAAGAGUAAUACUUAAAAAAAUUAGGUUUAGAUGAAGGUCUUAUACAACAAAUGCAAGUAGGAAAUACAUAUUGUAUUAAUGAGUCAAGUCAUAAUGAAAAUUGAUAUAAUCUGUGAGUGCAUACUAGUGCUGCUAUUGCUUAUUCUACAGCAAUAUUAGGCAUAAUAUUGCUGUUUCUGCCUGCUGAAAUCUUUUAAAAAUGUAAUUAGUGGCUAGUGUGCAAACUUCACUGAGGAACUUAGUAUAAGCCCUGAAUUUUAUUACUGUGUAAUAUAUUAUGAUGAUAGGUCUCAUGUAAUCCAAAGCUUUUACUUAGAUUGUGGUGUAACUCAAGUGGAUUUUAUUAUUGUGUAAUGAUGGACCCAGGACUCUGAGCUGAUCAUCACUGUCGGAAGUGAUAAGCUUAAACUUUAACAUCAUUAGACUGGUUUGUUUCAGUCAUGCCCACGUCCAUGGAAACUUGGCUGUUGUAGAAGAGGUCUUUCCUCAUCCCUGGGUGGAUCUCUCUCUCCUGCAGCCCCGUUCACACUGAGGCCCCACUUGUGGUCUGGCACAAAUUCUCAUACACCAUUCUAUUUGUGAUGUUAUUCUUUUUUAGUUAGCAUGUAUCUAUUUUUUUAUCUUUUCUAUUUGCUCUAGUUGUCUGUCUGUCUGUUUGUCAUGCCAUGCCAUUCCCCUUUGCACUGACCCUUGCUUUAGUUAGGUAUUUUUUUUUUACUUCCCUUGGUUUUAGUUACCUAUCUCUAGCAUCUCCCAUUGUACUAGUUACCUGCAUAUCAGUUUUCUUUCCUCUUUUUACAUAUAUUUUUCCUUAGCUUUAAGUAUUUAUCUCUCAUCUCCACUUUCUUUAGCUGUACAGUAUAUCAUUUUCCCAUACUUUGGUUUGUCUAUUUUAUCAUUAUUCUUAUUUUAAUCAUUCAUUGUUAUUAUUGCCUUUGAUUUAUUUAUCCACCUUAAUCAGUGCCUCUUGCAUAAACAGUACCUUUCUUAUGUUGCUUUCUUCAAAAAGUUUAUUUCCUCUUGUACACGCUGUCUGUAGCAGCCAUAGUACUUCCCACAUAUUCUUUCUUUUUACUUUUGAACAGAUGGUGUCAUUCCCAUAUUUGUUAGCCAACCACAAUGCAGAAUUCUUCAUCAAACCUAUCAAGCUACCUGUAUACUGUACUUGUAGGUGAGGAUGGAAACAGUCAGUAGCUGAAAUACUGUAAGUGGGCAAUAUUUUGCAUAAGUUACCCAGCUCUGAAUUCAGUAAAUGGCAAUGUGAUAUAGAUGGAUUAAUAAUUUCUACAUUAUAAUAUGUGAGGGAACCUUGAGGUGUUCAUUAUUCUUUACGAUAGAACCUUCAGUUUAUGCAUUGCACUUCAUGAUGAUUUAUAAGAUUAUACAUUUUGUACCUUGUGAUGGUAUGUAAAGGCAUUGUGAUGUGUGAUGUAUCAGUGGGCACUCCCUCAUUUACCAGUUUACUCAGUUGGAUUUAUUAUAGAUUUAUCCCAAACCAGUCAAUGAACAAGUGACAAUCUGUAUUGUGUUUUGAACUGUAGAUUACAGGUGAUAAUCCACGAGUCCUGCUUCUCUCUAGGACACUGUGUAGCAAUGUAUAAUCCACUGUAUUUUGCAACAUUUUGUUAGACAAUCAUAGUAAACACCUCAAGAACACACAGUAGAAUGUUGUGUACUCUGCACCUCGUGGCUUGUGAGCAACAUCUUAGGAAUGCAGUUAUUUCAUUUAUUUAUUAUCAAUUUUGUAUGAUGUAUCACAACUUUUUUUUUGUUAAAUAUAUGACCAUAUUUGUUGUCCAGAGGGUCCAUUCUGUGGUGUACACUAAAACCUAGUGAGAAGUGAAUGCCAUUUUCAUUAAAUUCGUUGGGUAACAAUAAGUGUAUAGACUGACGUGAGAGUUGUUGAGAAUACAUCUCCGAGGUCCAGUUUUUUGUCUCAGUAUUAGUUACAUUAUUUAUUUAUCACAUAAAUGUGGAGCAGUUUAUUUUUGUUUAUGUUAUCUACAUUACAGUGUGGAUAUUUCAGUGCACAAAAAUGUUGCUUUUUAUAUUAAGUGCUUGUGUUUCAGUUGAUAUAAGCUUAUAGGAAGCUUCCUAUUGAUAAUAGCAAGUGUAAACUGCCUUUGUGACAGUUAUGUCAAAGUGUUGGUCAAACUUAUAGUUGUACUCUAGAGGAACUAGAGGAGCAUAUGUGUACUUCAUCCCACCCUGCCACCUCACAAUUGUGAUAAAUUCAAGAAUUCCUGCCUUAGAUAUUCAAGAAUUAAAGCAAUAUUGUAUUUUCUAUCAUAAGUUUAGCACAAAAAUGUUAAAAAGAGACAUAGAAGGAAUCAGCCAGACAUAUUAUAUUUGUGUCAACUUUAAAUCAUUUAAAGGGAUGCUUCACCCACAUCUGUAGAACAGUGCAGUUUGGGUAUUAAUGUAAUAUUCUACCAUUUUCUUGGCUGCAGGGGAGCAACUCACAAAUUCUGUGUAAUGAAUUUAAUGAUAGUGUGUAUUAGGCACAAUAUUGCUUUACAAGAAUCGAAAGCUUUUUAUAUAAUUCCCUUUUUUUAUUAUGUAUAGUUACCAGCUCAGUUAUAAGAGUAUUUAUCUGAUUGUAACUUUUCCUAAGUUGUAUGAUACUGCACUUGUAUGUUUCAUAGGUGCAGAUUUGAUUUGUGUGAGAGCCAUGUAUGAGAGAAUGGGAGGAGUUUCAUUUGUAAAUGUCAUUAGAUUACUUUUUAAGCCAUCUGAGCAUUAUGUAAAAUAUUUAAUGACUAGAUUGUUGUUAUUAUUGCCAACCUGUGCCAUGCAUAAAAUGGCAUGAGCAAUAUCUCCUCCUUAUUAGUUUAUUUUUUAUAUCCUUUGGUAUAUAUUAUAGAAUUGUAGUAUAGUCUGUAGUCUCUUAGUCAAACCCAGGAGCUUGUCUAUAAUCAUCCUGUGGGAUAUAUCUGUGGAUUCUGAAGUUUUCUUGCCAUUCACUUGUCAGACAAAAAUUGUAAAUGCUCAGCCUUAUUCAUUCAGAUCUACAUUUCUUUUUAUCAAUAUGUUACUGACUUCCCUGCUUUGGCAACUGUAAUCUAUGCACACAUCAGUGUCAGAGAUCCAGUAGCAGUACUCAGAACAUCUGUGAAAUUGUUUCAAGUGUUCAGUGUGUGGAGGAGUUUUCUCCAGGUGGUUAGUUACUACUGUACUGAUGGGUAAUGUGGAGGAGAAAGGAAUGAGAAUUGAAAAAUAGGCUUGCUUGUAAUGUAAUAUUAACUGAGUGAGAUUAUGUGACUGACCAGUAGGUGGAUUUGUAUUGAAAAUUCACCCCAGAAAAAAAAAAGUGAUAAUAAUAAUGUACUAAUUUUGAUAUUAAUAUAGUGCAGAUCAGCUGUUGGGGUAUGUGGUUGAAUUAAUCCCUUUUUUUAACCAUUACACACCCCUGGAUAAAACUUGAUUAAGUGACCAGGUUGAGAUAUUGCACUACAGUACAUGCAAAGAUUUAAUAAAAUAUAUUCAGAUAUUCAUUAUGUAUAUUGCCAGUGAACCAGCAGUACUUGGGUCAGUGUCACUUGUGUGGUAGUCACAUUAUUUUACUUUGUCUGUUCUUACUAUUUUGAGAAUGCUUUACAUUAUGUUAUAUUAAGAAUUUGUUACAUUUUGAGAAAAUGGAAAGGAGGCAAGUUAUGAGGUAAUGAAGACCAUUUCAGUUAAGUGAUGUAGAUUUAGAACAUUGGAGACUAUUUGUGUAUAGUAUUGUGAUCUGCUUCUAGGAAAUGAGUCUUUGUUCAUAUUUAUUUUUUAGUUAUCAAAUUUCUAAUUUAGUUUAGAAUUAUAUUACAUUACAACACUAUUUUAAUACAUCUUGAAGUGUUCUACACUUGAUGUAUAUUCAUAAUUUGGUUGGACUUGACUUAUCCAUGUUUAUAUCAGGCCCAUCCCUGCAUGAGCUUUAUGGUUGGUGCAAACAUCUUGAAAAGAAGACCUGUUCUUCUACAGGAUUACUUCUGUCUCUUAAAUAUUAAUAUAUAGCAAGAAAGAGUGAACACGAGGAAGUGGGGUAAUACUUUGAGUGUAUUAAGCGUGUUGAUGACAAGAUUCUUUAGUUGAUAUUUAAGUUCAUCUUUUCUGAAUAUUGUAUGUAGAAGUGGUGUACACUAAGUAUGAGCAAGUAUGUGUGGGAUAUUCUGCCAUUUGUCUUAGCAUUCGUUUAUUGCUUUUUGUGCAUAUUGCACAAAUUUUCAGAGUUUGCCCCCUUUCACUGAGGGUUCUUUACUCCUGGAUCCACUCCACACAAAAAUAGGAGAGGAGUAAAGAUAAUACAUAGCAUGUUAGGUAUAAACAAAGAAACAUUAAGCACAUUGAUAAUGAGAUUCACUGGUUAUUUUCACUUCCAACAUUGUAGAAUAUUCAGAAGCAUUUUACACUCCUUUAUCAUUUUUCUGCUUUAUAAAGUUCAGUAUGUAAUACUCUGUUACCCCGAAUUUGCAGGCCAGAAAUGUUAUUACAAUGAAAAUAGCUUGUAUUUCCUUAAUAUUCACACCAUAUUGGUGUGGUCAGAGAAUACUGUACUGUACUGCACGAACAAGUUAAAUACAUGACUGUUGAAGUGAUAUAUAUGUAUAAAUAUGACAGUAUAACUGAGAGCACAGUCAGGAGACCAGUGUAAUGUGCUUACUAAGCCUUUGGGUGGGAACUAAUCUGACAUAAAAUUUACCUCCAUUGCGACCAGUGCUCUUAAAACGGGAGAUUAAAAGCAGCAGUUACUUUUUAAAGUAGUGUCUAAUAAGUUGUGGCAUCACACUAGCAGGUACACAUACCUCCUUGGUAGGUGUCAGGUCAGCUUUAUUCAAUUUCAGGUAAUGUGUCCUUACCUCUCAGCUAUCCAUUGGGAAGGUAUGUGAGUUGCCUGGCUGUGAGAUCGGUUAUAAAAUUGGGUUUCAGGAUCAAUCCUCUGCAUACAGUAAAAACUAACUAGAGCAUGAUUGUUUUAAUAUUGAUCAUCUCAAGCACAGCCUUGUCAUAUGAGACAUUUAUUUUAUUAAUCACAGCAAAGCUUAAUGCAUUACAAGUAACAUCAUAGGCCCCCAAGUGCCAAGCAAGUGAGACUGUCCCUCAGUUAUCACUUUUUUAACCUUGAAAAAUAUAUAUGAUUCUCAGGUUUAAAAUGCUUUUUUGUAAACCUCCAAGUGGCCCUGAUAUGCUGCAUGAAUACUUUUGAAAUCACCUUCAAACCAUAAGGAAGAGAUUUGAAAAUGAAAAAAUUCUUUCCCAGCUUGAAGGUUAGGACUUUCCUGAUACCCGUAUGAAUAUGAACAUGCCAGUUGGCAUCAUUUGAAUUAAAAUAAGUUGGUCAAAGGUCUUUUCUAAGGCUCUACCUGACCUGUUGAACAGUAGUCUUCCUAAUCCAAAAAUAUGGAAUGAACUUAUUCAGACAUUUAAUUUGAUAAUGAUUUUUUUUGCCUCCUGAACCUUCGGGCACAUCCUAGACACAAAUGGACUCAAACCUGAUCUCGAUAGCAUUUGAAACAUAAGUUAAGAAACUUUGAAUUCUGCUUGACCAGGACACAGGUACAAGAGAUGCAUCCAUUCUAAUUUAUUUUAAUGACUUUAAAACUCAAGUACUGUAUCUUGAACCAAAAGUUUUGAAAAAAGACAGGUAGCCAUCCACUAAGAGAUUGUAUGAUAACUAGACAUUCUGAUUGAACACCUAUAAUGGGAAGUUCUGAUUCAUGCUUUCUCCCUCAAUCAUGGGGGAGAUGUAAAGACAGGUCCACUUAAACUUUUUACUAGGAAAGGAGUAAAAGGGUAAAGAUAGACAAAUUAGUGAGUCACUCCUAUUUGCCAAUGCUUAAGAGGACCACUUUACCCCUGGAUUGACUGAAGGAGCUCUUCUCAUAAAAGAAAGGAAUGGUUGUGAGAGUUGUUCUGUGGUGAAAGACACUGAGAGCACCAGAUGUCCUCAAAACACCAUUUUCUGUGUAACCAGAACACAUCUCAUCUUGUUGAAAAUCUUCAGUGUUAAAAUAUUGACAGCAUGGGUAAUUACUCUCUGUCUUCCCUGAAAAGACAGCUUCAUACACCAAGGUAAGAAUCCUUGACAGAAAAAUAAAGGUACGAGCAACCCUAGGUUUAAUAUUGUAUGUCUCUAGAGUGAGUACAUCCACUGACCUACAGCUGCUAAUUUUAUGCAGCAGAAAUGAAGUAGAGUGUGGCAGGAAAACUAUCAUAGCAAGCAAGCUGUGUAUGCAGUACAGUACUGUAGUUGAUUUUCAUGAGGAGUAUUAAUAUUGCCUCUUGGGCGAUCUUAUGGUUUUAAGAAAUUCAAAAGGUGUUUAGUGUUACCUCCCUAUUCUGAGCUAACACUAGAGGGAGAUUUGUACCCCAAGUCAUUCUCUGGGAGGAUCGUUCUUCAACCAUUUCACUUGCUGAUCGAACCAAAUCUAUCUAACUGGCAAGCAGAUAUCAGUGAGAGUUCACUUUUGUUCUGUGAUGAAAGAUCACAAGGAACUCUGUUUAUUUGCAAUGGACAUAAAUCUGAUGAACACUGGCCCUUGCCAGGAAAUAUUUAUUAAGAACAAGGUUCAAACACUUGGUAAAACAAUAUUUUUAAAAAGCUGGACUGAGGCAUGUGAAAUCAGAUUCCACCUUGGCACAGACAGAAAAUAAAAGCUGGUUCUUACUGCAAUGCUGGUUCAAACUUAUUAUGGAAUAUGGCAAGUCCAACUUUACCAUUAAAGCAACACUAAGAACUUAUUAGCCUGGAGUGCAAACUCCAAAAAUGCAAAUUGUUAAGAGACAGAGUAAACUUGGUCUACAAACAAGAAACAAUGGAAACAGGAUUUACUCAUAUAUACAUGGCAGGCAGUGGUUAAGAAGUGAGGAUUGACAUUUGAAUUUUUAGUCGUGGUGACUUGACAGAUAAUGGAAACUGUGUGACCAUGCCAGUGUGACAUGGUGACUCGUUACCUCCUAAUUUAAAUGGUAACUUGGUUUUAAUCUUCCUCUUUAAGGACAAAGGUUGCAACAAAUUUCCCAGCACCUCUGUCAAGGAUCUUCUACCCUAGAGCAUAGUGAAUGUAUUACACAUCUAAGAUGUCUUUUUUUUUUAUAGUUUUGAGUUUUGUUAAUUUUAAGAAGUGGUACACACAUACUCAUUCACCAUAUUUCUAUCAUUUAAACUUAAUAGAAUACCAUUCAGAACACACUUUUCAAGAACUGAACUGAAAUUGUUUGUGUAUAUUCAUGAAAAUAUUACUCAAAAGAUAUGUUAUAGCAAUAGAACACAAUAAUAUAAGAAUGUGGAGAGAGAGAAGGUACAGUUCAGUACUGGUUAAGAGAGAUUUUAAAGCCAGUAAGAAAUCUUAUACAUACCUAUAUAAAGUCUGGAUUUCAUUCACAGUUUUGCACAAUAUAACUACAGUACUGUAACUGGGACCCAAACAACUGCUCAAAUUAGCUCAUAAUUCAUUGAUCAAAUAAAUCAUGGAAAUGAGA